Messenger RNA from Panicum hallii, 3366 nucleotides. Its product is annotated as 1,4-alpha-glucan-branching enzyme, chloroplastic/amyloplastic. NCBI's taxonomy places the organism in Eukaryota, Viridiplantae, Streptophyta, Magnoliopsida, Poales, Poaceae. The transcript is spliced from 13 exons. Gene Ontology annotation, biological process: glycogen biosynthetic process. Gene Ontology annotation, molecular function: 1,4-alpha-glucan branching enzyme activity; cation binding; hydrolase activity, hydrolyzing O-glycosyl compounds. The coding region runs from base 764 to 3025 and encodes 753 amino acids. Gene Ontology annotation, cellular component: cytoplasm. The record is from RefSeq and is a predicted model, not a curated record.
CCUCAGGUUAAUUCAUCUCCUCCCUCUGUUUCUUCUUAGGCAUUCUUUGGGAAUGCCUCGCGCCUGUCUGCUCUCGAUGGGAAUCGACAUGCAUGGCUCCUUCCGAUUCGCCUGCGAGCGCGGAGCCAAAAAUACCUGCAGCUCCCCCCCGAUUCUCCACUCCAGCGCUCGCGUCGCCCCAAUCUUGGUCGCCCGCACCGCCGUCUCCGCUACUCGCAUCGCCCCUCUCCACGAGACCCCGCCGCCCCUCUCGAAGGUUUGCGCUGUCUUCUCCUCCGCCGCCUCCCUCUCUGCUCGCGCCGCCCCUCUCCGAUGCCGGAUUUCUAGAGGCCGCCAUCACCCUUCUCUACCUUGGAUGAGCGCUGUGCUGUCGAGCACGAGGCUGCGCCGGAGCUCUCCGCUCUUCUCCCUGGCCAACGGAGGUCGAUUCGCACUGCCGGAGGUUGAUUCCUCACGUCGGAGAUCGAUUCCCAGUGCUUGAUGACGAUUCGCGCCGCUAGAGUUUGAUUCGCGAUCGCCGGCAGCGUGCGCUGGAGGAGCGCCAUCGUCGCCCAGACUUGGAGCCGGUUUGAAGCGCUGCCAAACGCACCUUUCCCUUCUCUCGGACUCUCUCCUCCCUUGCUCUUCCUUCCCUGGCGGCGACGACUGGGCGAGCGGCGGCGCCAUUUGUCCUGUCUUCUCCCAGCCCUUUACCGGCGACGAGCGCAUCCUCCAGGCCAAGAGCAAAUUCGCCACUGCCGCGACAGUGCAAGAAGAUAAAACUAUGGCAGCUUCCAAGGACGAUGUCGACCAUCUUCCCAUAUACAAGCUGGACCCCAAGUUGGAGAAAUUCAAGGACCAUUUCAGCUACCGGAUGAAAAGAUACCUGGACCAGAAGUGUGCCAUUGAGAAAAAUGAGGGGUGUCUUGAAGAAUUUUCUAAAGGCUAUUUGAAGUUUGGGAUCAAUACAAACAAGGAUGGAACUGUAUAUCGUGAAUGGGCACCCGCUGCACAGGAGGCACAGCUUAUUGGUGACUUCAAUGACUGGAAUGGUGCAAACCAUCAGAUGGAGAAGGAUAAAUUUGGUGUUUGGUCAAUUAAAAUUGACCAUGUCAAAGGGAAACCUGCCAUCCCUCACAAUUCCAGGGUUAAAUUUCGCUUUAGACAUGGUGGGGUAUGGGUUGAUCGGAUUCCUGCAUGGAUUCGUUAUGCAACUGUUGAUGCCUCUAAAUUUGGAGCUCCCUAUGAUGGUGUUCAUUGGGAUCCUCCUGCUUCUGAAAGGUACAUGUUUAAGCACCCUCGGCCUUCAAAGCCUGAUGCUCCACGUAUCUAUGAAGCCCAUGUGGGGAUGAGUGGUGAAAAGACAGCAGUAAGCACAUAUAGGGAAUUUGCAGACAAUGUGCUGCCACGCAUACGAGCAAAUAACUAUAAUACAGUUCAGUUGAUGGCAGUUAUGGAACAUUCUUAUUAUGCUUCGUUUGGGUAUCAUGUGACAAAUUUCUUUGCAGUUAGCAGCAGAUCAGGCACACCAGAGGACCUUAAAUAUCUUGUUGAUAAGGCACACAGUUUGGGAUUACGAGUUCUGAUGGAUGUUGUCCAUAGCCAUGCAAGUAAUAAUGUCACAGAUGGUUUAAAUGGCUAUGAUGUUGGACAAAGUACCCAAGAGUCCUAUUUUCAUACGGGAGAUAGGGGCUAUCAUAAACUUUGGGAUAGCCGGCUGUUCAACUACGCUAACUGGGAGGUAUUGAGGUUUCUUCUUUCCAACCUGAGAUAUUGGAUGGAUGAAUUCAUGUUUGAUGGCUUCCGAUUUGAUGGAGUUACAUCAAUGCUGUAUCAUCACCAUGGUAUCAAUGUGGGAUUUACUGGAAAUUACAAGGAGUAUUUCAAUUUGGACACAGAUGUGGAUGCAGUUGUUUACAUGAUGCUUGCAAACCAUUUGAUGCACAGCAUCCUGCCAGAAGCAACUGUUGUUGCUGAAGAUGUUUCAGGCAUGCCAGUCCUUUGUCGGCCGGUUGAUGAAGGUGGAGUUGGGUUUGACUAUCGCCUGGCAAUGGCUAUCCCUGAUAGAUGGAUUGACUACCUGAAGAACAAAGAAGACUCUGAGUGGUCGAUGGGUGAAAUAGCGCAUACUUUGACUAACAGGAGAUAUACUGAAAAAUGCAUUGCAUAUGCUGAGAGCCAUGAUCAGUCUAUCGUUGGCGACAAAACUAUAGCAUUUCUUCUGAUGGACAAGGAAAUGUACACUGGCAUGUCAGACUUGCAGCCGGCUUCACCUACCAUUGAUCGUGGGAUUGCACUCCAAAAGAUGAUUCAUUUCAUCACAAUGGCUCUUGGAGGUGAUGGCUACUUGAAUUUUAUGGGGAAUGAGUUUGGUCACCCAGAAUGGAUCGACUUUCCAAGAGAAGGGAACAACUGGAGCUAUGAUAAAUGCAGACGUCAAUGGAGCCUUGUGGACACUGAUCACUUGCGAUACAAGUACAUGAAUGUGUUUGAUCAAGCAAUGAAUGCGCUCGAUGAGGAAUUUUCCUUCCUUUCAUCACCAAAGCAGAUUGUAAGCGACAUGAAUGAGGAGAAAAAGGUUAUUGUAUUCGAACGUGGAGAUUUGGUUUUUGUUUUCAAUUUUCAUCCCAAGAAAACUUAUGAUGGGUACAAAGUUGGAUGCGAUUUGCCCGGGAAAUACAGAGUAGCACUGGAUUCUGAUGCUUUUGUCUUUGGUGGACAUGGAAGAGUUGGCCAUGAUGUUGAUCACUUCACGUCGCCUGAAGGGGUACCAGGAGUGCCUGAAACAAACUUCAACAACCGCCCAAACUCAUUCAAAGUCCUUUCUCCACCCCGCACUUGUGUGGCUUACUACCGUGUGGAUGAAGAGGCUGAGACAACUGGUGCUGGAAAGACUUCUCCAGAAAUCAUUGAUGUCGAUGCAACCCCCCUCAAAACACCUACAGCUACUACAGAAGCGUGUGAGGAAAGGGAAUCGACAAAGGAUGUUUCUGGCAAGAAGGGAAGGAAGUUAGGGCGUCAGUCAUCCGAUAAAAGUACCAAAUGAUGCCACGAGUCCAUGAUCAGGACAGGACUGGCUGCUGGCGCCCUUAUAAUAGUCCUGCUCUACUGGACUAGCUGCUGGUGCCCAUGUAAUUGUCCUGGUCUAUAGCUCAUAGCGAACUGGUGUCGUCACCAAGUACUGCGUGUAUAGUUUGUCUAGAGAGUGAAAAUAAUAGGGGCAGAGAUGGUGUGCCCAUAGAGGGACCAUGGUCUUCACCUGGCUAAAUGUGUCCGGUAUGUAAAGAAGUUCUGGUCCAGAAUAAAAAACUUUGGUUUGUUGUACCUCGUACUGCCGGCCUUGAUAAAGAUGUUAAUGCGCAGAUAUAGAAGCAUGUAUUGUUAGUC